UUCAAGGUCCUUUCACUCCGACGGUUCUGUUACUAUACUGCUGUGCUCGAAAUCUGACAAAAUGCCGUACAUUCUCGUUCGAGCCAACUUCAACGUUCCACAAGAAUUCGACGCCAAGCUGUCCAAGCUCAUGUCGGAAAUUUCGAAAAUGCAUGAGGGGUACAUCCUUUCCGAACUCCGCGUCAACAAACGCCUGCUCCUUGGCGGGUCCGGUGAGAAGUGUGUGUACAGUGACGUGCGUUUGGCAGACGUUCUGCUGAGUAACGAGGGAGACAAGGAAAAAUGGUCUAAAGGGAUCCAAGACUUCCUGGUUGGAGAGCUUGGCGUGAAGCCUGGAAGGUGCAUCAUGUCGAUCACACCGAUACCCCUUAACGUCGGGUCCAUUGAAGGGAGACCAGUGUCAGAGUGGGUGCCUCCUCCGGACUGGUACGGUGGAUACUGAGACAGACUGGUCUUCAAUAGGAUCUGCACACUUCUGUAUCAUGCAUAAGAAUUACUUACCAGUUUGUCAAAUUUUCAAUUCAAUGUAUUCUUGUCGAUGAGCCCAUCAUAGACUUAGAUUUCUGGAUCGUAAAUUUGUUCAUACAUGUUUCAAAAAGAGAGAAGAGAUCCUGUAGAUAUAGAUGUAGCACAGCAAUGUAACACUUGUUCCUUCUAUCCUUGUACCUCAGUGCAUUUGGCCCAUGUAGGGCGUAAAUAUGCAAUAAAGUUCAUUGU
This is a messenger RNA of Branchiostoma belcheri (Belcher's lancelet), 717 nucleotides long. RefSeq lists its product as uncharacterized. Bases 62 to 442 code for a protein of 126 amino acids. The record is from RefSeq and is a predicted model, not a curated record. The transcript has 3 exons. Gene Ontology annotation, molecular function: phenylpyruvate tautomerase activity. NCBI's taxonomy places the organism in Eukaryota, Metazoa, Chordata, Leptocardii, Amphioxiformes, Branchiostomatidae.